AUGCCCGUAGCCUUCCCUCCAGCCGUGCAGCAGCUUCCCGGGUACGCGGGAAAUCCCGGUUCGGUGCCCGUGAAGUUCCCACCAGAGAAUUAUCCUCCGGCACCGGCGUUCCAGCAGCACGCUUCCAUGGCUCCUGCUCCUUCACCGGGAUACCCGGUCCAGCGUCCUCCUCCGCUGACGCCGGGGGGGUUCGUCCCGCAGGGGAGCUCGCCUUGGACGACUGGUAUCUUCGAUUGUAUGGAGGAUCCCACGAAUGGUAAUGACUCUCCCUUCUCCCUUCCGUAAAACAUCUUCUCUUCUUCUCUGUACAAGAGAAAACUCACACGCUCUUCUGCUCUUCGGAAACUCCUGGCAGCUGUCAUGACGUUGUUGCUGCCAUGCUUCACCUUCGGACAAAUCGCAGAGAUCAUCGACGAAGGCCGUUCGAGUACGUGAAAAAAGUCAACGGCGCCGAUUUCUCCCCAGGAGUUAAACUUCCGCUCGGGUUCUCUAACUAGGUUUCUGUUCUGAUUCUGCAGCAUGCAGCACGAACGGAGCGAUGUACGGUUGCGUGGCCUUCCUGAUCGGGAUGCCGUGCCUGAUAUCGUGCGGGUACCGCUCGAGGCUGCGAGCCAAGUUCGACCUCGUUGAGACGCCGGCGCCGGACUGGGCGGUGCACUGCCUCUUCGAGUGUUGCGCCCUCUGCCAGGAGUACAGAGAGCUGCGCAACAGGGGCUUCGACCCCGAAAUAGGUGAGUGCAGAGACUGCUCUACGAAGCCUAGGCUUCGUACUCUAGCUGCUGAUUCUGGGCGACAUUUAAAAGAAUUUAUCUCUAGGGAUAAGGGUUCUAGAUUGGUCAAGAGAUUUCUUCCAUGUUACCGCAGGUUGGCAUGCGAACAUGGCGAGAAAUCGAGGAGUGGCCAUGACGCCUCCAGUGAAUCAGACAAUGACUGGUUGA
This is a messenger RNA of Spirodela intermedia, 938 nucleotides long. Lineage: Eukaryota; Viridiplantae; Streptophyta; Magnoliopsida; Alismatales; Araceae. The record is from the annotation of a GenBank genome assembly.